AACCUCUGGCCCGGUAACACUGACAACCCCUGCAGAAGUGGAAGAAUAUUUAACUGGCAGAUCCCCGUCUCCGUCUCCUGACGCCUUCGUUCUGGGAUUAUUUGACUCCAGCAUGCAUGAUGCAAAAGAAGCUUUCGUUGAAGCUGCGACGGCUCUGAACGGAUACGUAACAACCGGGAUCUACAGUGGAGACGACGCUGCAGUGCUGGCCUCUACGUACAAGGUUCCUCUUCCGGCACUUCUGCUAGCCGGGCCGGAGAGUUCAAAGAGGGGGGCCGUCCACAUCUCAAACAGCAGCCCCCAAGACGUGGCUGAACUCAUCCAACAUGCAUUAAUGGACCCCUUUCCAGAAAUCACAGUGGGAAAUCUGCCGCAGUACUUCCAGGUGCAGAAGCCUUUGCUCAUCUUAUUCAGCGGCGGUGCUUUGAACCAAGCCGACGAAGGAGAGAUGAGGCUUUUGGCCAGAGAGGAAAGCCGCAAACCCUUCCUUGCCUGCUGGCUAAACCUCAAGAACACCCCAGUGGGCAGAGGGAUCCUGAAGGUCUAUUUCGGAAGUCCUCAUCCCCCCUUGCCCCUCCUCGUUUGGGUCAACCCCCAUUCAGGGGGCAAGGUGUUUGCAUUUCCUUCCGGUCAGCCCAUCACCGAAGCCAGCGUCCUAGCUUGGAUUGAGAAGCUGGAAUCCGGCCUGGAAGUUCCCAGUGCAACUUUGUCAGAUGAAGACUGGAAGCCCCGCCUUCCCGCCUACGACUUUCUGAGCCAGAUGGCGCCCUCCCUGCCCGAAUUCACCAUUUACAGUUGGCAGAGCGGCCAUCAGGAGCAAGAGGUGUCCAUCCCCGCAGCAAAGAAGGCCACGGAGGUCAGGGAGGAACUUGUUGAGGACUUGAAAGCUGCUGAACGGGAAAGGGAGCCGCUGACCGGCGGGGACUUGCGGGGGACAGCCCCGCGCUUGGCCGCGAGAGAGAAACAGGCAAAGCGCCACACGGAGUUGUGAUGUGACCAAUAAUCCCAGGCCGUUGGGUGGUUCUGGAAGCAGGCGUCGGCCGCUCCUCACUAGGAGGCUGCUGGGAGCACUUCUCUUCCCGGCUGCUUCCCUGUUCUGACGACAGUCAAGAAGUGGGAGCUCUAAGUGGAGUUGUUAAUCUCCAGUUGGGGCCUGGAGAUUUACCUGAAUCACAAAUUAACCCAACACAGUGCCCCUCGAGAAAAUGGCUGCUUUGUAGCCUGCUGAGGUCUCCCCCUUCCCCAGACCCCUCCCCUCCUAUGCUUCACUCCCCGCUCCCCAGUUCUCCAGGAAUUUUCCAAUCCAGAGUGGACAACCCUAGCUCCAUAUCAUGCAAGCCAUCUACCCAAAUGGGGUAGAAGAAGAAGAAGAGUUUGGAUUUAUACCCCGCCUUUCUGUCCUAUAAGAAGACUCAAGGUGGCUUACAUGCUCCUUUCCCUUCCUCUCUCCAUAACAGACCC
Molecule: messenger RNA, 1461 nt
Organism: Sphaerodactylus townsendi
Lineage: Eukaryota; Metazoa; Chordata; Lepidosauria; Squamata; Sphaerodactylidae
Product: thioredoxin domain-containing protein 16-like
Exons: 6
Coding region: 113-991 (292 amino acids)
Source: RefSeq, a predicted model, not a curated record